GACGUCACUUCCGGUAUCACCUGUGUGGUUACCGGGAGCCGUAAACAAGGUGUGCAAGCAUCCAGAGAGCUGUCGGGAUGCAGCAGAGCGGAGCUGCUGGAGGCCGUGGCUGCGCUCUGUUCCCACUGCUGGGCUUUUUAUUCUUCCAGGGUGUUCAAGUCGUCCUUUCCUUGGAGAUUAAAGUAGAUGCCCACGUCCGGGGUUAUGUAGGAGAGAAGAUCAAGUUGAAAUGCACCUUCAAGUCGACUUCAUCUGUCACUGACAAACUCACCAUAGACUGGACGUACCGACCCCCCAGCAGCAGUCGUACAGAAUCAAUUUUUCAUUAUCAGUCCUUCCAGUACCCAACCACAGCAGGUACAUUUCAGGAUCGAAUUUCCUGGGUUGGAGAUGUAUACAAAGGGGAUGCGUCUAUAAGCAUAAGCAGCCCUACCCUAAAGGACAAUGGGACAUUCAGCUGUGCUGUGAAGAAUCCCCCAGAUGUGCACCAUAAUAUUCCUGUGACGGAGCUAACAGUUACAGAAAGGGGUUUUGGCACCAUGUUCUCCUCGGUGGCGCUCCUCUCCGUCCUUGUCUUCCUGCCCUCAGCCGUGGUGGUGGUUCUGCUGCUGGUGAGGAUGGUGAGGAAGUCUGAGGGGCUGCAGAAGAUGAGCAAGUCUGGCUAUAAGAAGUCGUCUAUUGAGGUUUCAGAUGAGACGGACCAAGAGGAGGGGCAGGACUGCAUGGCGAGGCUUUGUGUUCGUUGUGCGGAGUGCCUGGACUCAGACUAUGAAGAGGCAUAUUGAUGAAAGUCUUCAUGAUAUAAGAAGAGUCACCUGCUAGCAGAACAAGUCCCGUUCCCCUGGCAGCUAAAGCCUCUCAGAAGCGGAGCUGGCUUGGAUGGCAGUGCUGGAGGAUUCUGGAAGUCAUCAGGAGAGACUUCAGGAACCAUUUAUUUAUUGAAGAAAUGUUCUUUUUAUAUUUAUAAACUGUUUAAGAGAUCUCAGAAGAAACUCAUAGCUACCCCUUUUAAUAACUUAUGCUCUACUUGAAUGAAGGAGUUCUCUUCCUGAAUUGAAAGAUACUUUUUGUUUCCCCUGUGUUCUUGAAUGUAUUACAUGUUUUCUUCCAGUUACUUGAGGGGAAUCCUAAAUGUUGGCCACACCAUGGAUGCCAAAAUAUCUUUAAAAAAUGAAAUGGAGCUCGUAGCUUCCUGAUGUGCUACAAGACGAAAUGUUUGUUGGGGAUAAGUGUCCUUUGUUAUUUGCUCCAUGAAUGUUUUCAGCUGUGAAUCAGCAAAGAGCAUAUACUCCUUGGUUUCAUGACACCAUCACUUGUGUUUGGGUGACUUGGAACCCUAACUUCCAUAGAGUUGGCAGGACCAGGAGUCCAUAGUUUGCUUUGACUGAGUUUUUAAAGUAUUAAAAUGUCAUCAAUUUAUGAUUAAGGAAGGGAAUGGCGACCUAAAGGGAUCGCUUUCUUUUGUCUUGCUAGGUGCAGUUUGUUACCUUACUCUCUUAUGGCUGACUAAUGAGUGGUUUCCUUCUUGAUGUCCCAGAUCAGAGGCAAGAUAACUCUUUGUAAGGUUUUUAGUGGGGAAUGUAGAGAAUAUUUUCUCAGUUAUUUGCAAUAUUCUUUUUUAACAAAUGCCAUUCCGGAGUUCAAAUGUUGGAUUGGCUUUAAUGAGGCUUUUAUUUAUAGGAAAUAAUCUUUUUGACCUGAGUCAUUCUUCAGAACUUUUUUGUGUUCUAAAAUGUGCCAAAUAUGAGUGAGCUAAGGUAUUUACAAACAGUUUUUGCAUAAUAUUUGACAUAAGGAAGUGAGAUGGUACAUAACCUUUACUUCUCGUUUCUGUUCUCUGAUACCUUAUAUCGACUUCCUCCAUUUUCCCGCAGCAAACGAUUUCCAAUUUUAAUUUACAUGGGAUUUUCUAUAAGCCAUUAAGAAAUAUGCAAGACAUGUCCAGAAGAUCACAGUGUAGUCCUCUGUAAAACAGCAGCAGAGUUUACUUCUCAAUUAUGAGAGACAAAAAUUUUCCCCUCCUCCCAUUGCUGUUUUUUUCAACGGGAGAGUCCAUGAUUCUUCACUAGGUGACUCAGGAGGCUUCCAUAUUACAGCAAAUACACCGUACACAUUAUACAAAAAAAAAAUCACUUCCCCAGGAUUUAUUUGAGUAUAUGUGCUGCCGAAGCCAGCACACCCCAGGAUUUAUUUUUAAAAAUUUGGGUUAUUAGUGCUGGAAGUCAUCAGUAAAAACUUGAAAAAAUAUGACAUAGGUUUGGCCUGGCCCUUUUGUCAAUCUAGUCCAUACAUAAGAGAGUCUGGUUAGUUAAUUAGAAAUUAUGCUUUUUGUCCGGUCACGUAAGGAAGUGGAAGAGGAAAAGGCACAUUGUCAGUUUAUUUCUAGUGGUUAAGCCUCAGAGUCUUGAGCUACUUUGGCUCAUCUGGGGCCAGGCUAGUGAGACAGUCUGACACCUCAGCUGGGAGGGGAAAACAUGUUUGAGCAAUGAGAGUUAAUACUCUGGGCUCUAGGAGAUUUGAAGAUAGAGAUCUAAUUGUGAGGCAGACUUGUGGGUCCUUAUGUCUCUGAGAAAGAGAUGAUGCUACAGGAACCCAGCUAAAACCACAUUUCCUGGAUCGAGGAACUGGUUUUAUCUCGGUUUUCUUGUAAUUUCCUUUCAGGCAUGUUGUGAGGAUUAAUCCAGGCUAGUAUGUUUGUCCCUUUAGGUAGAUGGUGCUGUGUGGAUACUUGGUUGUUGUUAUUUUGUAGCCUUGAUCAUGAUUUGAACAAGGCCCUUUCUUCUUAAGUGACUGAACAGUAGCAUCCUUCACGGUGAGAGAGUAAGCUGCUUAGUUCGUGGGCUCCGUGGCUUUAAAAGGUCACGUCAGUCCUAAGGCUGCUCUCAGUGUCCUUGUUCGUCUCUCACCCUGAGUCUGGCUUACAGCCUUACGGCUUUUUUUCUUUUUCUUUUUCUUUUCCUUUCUUUCUCUCUCCCCCAAAGGAGCAAAAAGCAGUAUUUGGAUACCUGCCUUCUUUAAGGAUGGAAAGAAGAUAAAGUUGGUUUUCUUUUUUUUAACUUACUCUUUUAAUAUCUUCUCAGGUGCUAUUCUCUCUCUUUUUCCUCUUGCUGCUCUGGAUGCAGAGCACACUGUCUGAAGACCAGCCUUGUCUAGAAAGGAAAUUUAAUUCUGAAAGCUUCAGACAGGGUGAAAAGCCUUUCAGAAUUUUUCUUUGGCUGCUGAAGGCUUUACCUGUGGCUACAUUACCUUGUAAGUUUUGCGUAUUGAGCUCUUAAUUCUGUUACCAAAUGUGAAUUUAUAAAAUGCUUUGUGUUUCCCAUGUGGCCUGUUACCCCAGGCUUCUUGGAGAAUGUCUUAGUUCUCUGCAGCUCCCAAACUGCGCACUGGUGCUUCAAGAGGGAACAUUGUAUGUCCCUGUGUAAAAAAAUUGUUGGAGGCCAAAUCCCGAAUCUGAAUGUUCUAUUGUGUCACUCUGUUAUGGUUCCAAAUGAGAGGCAUAAGAAAACCCAUAGGUUUUCUUAUGGAUAGGACCAAGACUAUCAUGUAAUUGGACUACUGGAGACUUUGCUGCCAGAAGAGGCAGCUCCAUUCCUUUGACCCCUGUGUUGGACUGUUGAACUGUUAGCAGCUGCAUUUCACUGCAUUUUUUGUGUUUGUUUUUUUGUAGGAGCGUGUGCACUGUUGGGCCAUGUGCACAGAUAUUGUGACUCUUGGGGUCUUUACCACAUCACACUUAAUAAACUGCUUUGCACUUUCUGGUUA
This is a messenger RNA of Callorhinus ursinus (northern fur seal), 3762 nucleotides long. It is a transcript of the gene MPZL3, whose product is annotated as myelin protein zero like 3. The record is from RefSeq and is a predicted model, not a curated record. Gene Ontology annotation, cellular component: plasma membrane. NCBI's taxonomy places the organism in Eukaryota, Metazoa, Chordata, Mammalia, Carnivora, Otariidae.